This is a messenger RNA of Colius striatus (speckled mousebird), 5138 nucleotides long. It is a transcript of the gene SLC38A2, whose product is annotated as solute carrier family 38 member 2. NCBI's taxonomy places the organism in Eukaryota, Metazoa, Chordata, Aves, Coliiformes, Coliidae. The record is from RefSeq and is a predicted model, not a curated record. Gene Ontology annotation, molecular function: L-glutamine transmembrane transporter activity. Gene Ontology annotation, biological process: L-glutamine transport; amino acid transmembrane transport. The coding region runs from base 361 to 1869 and encodes 502 amino acids. The transcript has 16 exons.
CCUGAAGAGCGGCGGCGCCCCGAGGGGGCCGUCAGACCGACAGCGAAGCGUCGCCGCGCUGCGAGCGCCUCCGACAGAGCAGCGCGGACACCAUACUCUUUAUACCGGUGGCUACUUUCCAGUGAUUUUUUUUGCUACCUCUGUAUAUUUAGGGUUCUGAUUUCGCUGACGGUUUAUUGUUGAGGGUUUUCUUUUCGCGUUGCGAGAAGCAGCAGCGGAGAAAGGAGCAUCUCCUUAUCCCGAGGCUUCGGCACGAAACCUCGCUUUCAAGCUUUUGAGGAGAAGGCGCGGCGAGAGCCCCCGCCGCCAAGGACAAAAGAGCGGCCGCCGAGCCCCGCUACCGACCCCGGCACCGUCGCCAUGAGCAGCGCCGAGAUGGGCAAGUUCAACAUCUCCCCCGACGAGGACAGCAGCAGCUACAGCUCCAACAGCAACGACUUCAGCUACCCCUACCCCACCAAGCCGGCCGCCAUCAAGAGCCACUAUGCGGAUAUCGAUCCAGAAAAUCAAAAUUUCUUGCUCGACUCCAACGUCGGAAAGAAGAAAUAUGAAACUCAGUAUCAUCCGGGUACUACUUCCUUUGGAAUGUCAGUAUUUAAUCUGAGCAAUGCUAUUGUGGGUAGUGGCAUCCUUGGUCUUUCUUUUGCCAUGGCUAACACUGGAAUCGCUCUUUUUAUGAUUCUCCUGACAUUUGUCUCAAUAUUUUCUUUGUAUUCAGUGCAUCUCCUUUUGAAGACUGCCAAUGAAGGAGGAUCUUUAUUGUAUGAACAGCUGGGAAUGAAGGCAUUUGGUAUGGCUGGAAAACUCGCUGCUUCUGGAUCAAUUACAAUGCAGAACAUUGGAGCUAUGUCAAGCUACCUCUUCAUAGUGAAAUAUGAGUUACCAUUGGUCAUCAAGACAUUUAUGAACAUCGAAGAGACCACAGGAGAAUGGUACCUUAACGGUGACUAUUUAGUGCUGCUGGUGUCCGUCAUCCUCAUUCUUCCCCUGUCCUUACUGAGAAACUUAGGAUAUUUGGGCUAUACCAGCGGCUUUUCCUUACUCUGUAUGGUCUUCUUUCUGAUUGUUGUAAUUUGGAAGAUGUUCCAGAUUUCUUGUCCUAUGGACAAUGACAUCAUGAACUUGACAAUUAAUGCAACACUGGCACCUUUCUUACAUGAAAACAUAACAAGUGAUGAUUUGUGCAAGCCAAAAUAUUUCAUCUUCAAUUCACAGACUGCCUAUGCUGUCCCAAUCCUAACGUUUUCUUUCGUCUGCCAUCCUGCAAUUCUUCCUAUCUAUGAAGAACUGAAAAGCCGAAGCCGUAAAAGAAUGAUGACUGUGUCCUACGUGUCUUUUUUUGCCAUGUUUCUCAUGUAUUUUUUGGCUGCUCUCUUUGGAUACCUGACAUUUUAUGGGAAAGUUGAACCAGAACUGCUUCACACCUACUCCGCUUAUCUUGGUGCCGAUGUUCUUCUUCUUAUUGUGCGUCUUGCUGUGCUUAUGGCUGUAACCCUUACUGUCCCUGUAGUUAUUUUCCCAAUCCGCAGUUCCAUUACCCAGCUGUUGUGGGCAGGGAAGGAGUUUAGAUGGUGGCGUCACUGUGCCAUUACAGUUGCUCUUCUGGCGUUUACCAACAUGCUUGUUAUCUUUGUCCCUACUAUUCGAGACAUCUUUGGAUUCAUUGGUGCAUCUGCGGCUGCUAUGCUGAUCUUUAUACUUCCUUCUGCCUUCUAUAUCAAAUUAGUGAAGAAAGAACCAAUGAAGUCAAUGCAAAAGAUUGGGGCUGCACUCUUCCUUCUAAGUGGUAUACUUGUGAUGACUGGGUGUAUGACAUUGAUUAUUCUAGACUGGACCCAGACCCAGAAUGUUGCAUCUGAUGGCCAUUAACUGUCUUGGUGUAAUCUCUAAUACUCCACUUCAAAUGCCAGUGUUCACUCAGAUACCUACUGAGAAUGAAAAUGAGCUAUUCGGCUUCCUUUAAGAUGCAGAUUCUUUGUUGAUGGUUCUUCUGAAUGUAGAAUACCCGAACUCUGUCUUUAAGGAACUAUUCUGCAUGAUGGAAGUGGAUAUUAACAUCAAACCAGUGAGUGUCUGGCUGAAGGAAGUGACAACUUUAUUCCAUUCCAGAGAAUGGACAGAACUCUCUGUAGACUUUAUCAAGCCAUGUUUGGCUUUCGUCAUUGUUACCUGGAUAUUUUGUUAUUUUACUUGAAUGUGCCUAAUGGAACCAUUUGAUGUGAGAAAUAACUCUUUAAUUUACAGCAAAGUGUUUAAAUAACCAAUGAGAGAGAGAAACACUAUUAUUUUUUUGUACCAAAAAUUCUUAUGGACCUCAAAAGCACUAUUUUGACUUUAAGAAAUGUUUUUCUAAAAAGAAUGAACGAAUAAUGUAGAAGAGCUCAUAAAAAUAUUUAAUCAGUGUCCUAAAUUAAAUCUAGUUUGCCUUUCUGUAGAGGCAUAAUUAAAAGAGAUUUUAUUUUAAAAAAUACUUCUAUUGACCAAAACGGAAAGUGAACGAAUCCAAGUCAAAAUCCUCUAAUUAUAGAUAUUUCCUCAUGAAAUUCUCUUAGUUUGAGGUACAGUGAAAAUAAUCAUGAAAAUCAUUUGACAGCUUACUUAAGUAACUACAGUUACCUUAGUUCUCAAAACCAGUGUGGAAACCCAAAUUUUCAAGCUUUAAAAGAGCCACCCUUUUGAAGGGGUAUGAUUGAGAAAAACAUAGUUAAUCUAGGAAUCGGAAAGAUGGCAUUGACAUUUCCCUUCUUGAGGUGCUCAGUAGUGCAAUUGAGUAAAACAGGGUUUGGAAGUUCUGGUUUGUUUUGGCAGUUUUUUUUGUUUUUCCUCCUGUUACAGAUACAAACUGAAUGGCACUGGAGCAUAUGGUGCCAUUAGUACAAAACUCCCUCCUUUAUUAAUAAGGUCCAUUGUCAGUUGUAGCAAUGUUUGUUGGAGUUGGGUUUUUUUUCUGUCCAAUCUACCUUGAAACACUCUGUAGGAAAACAAAAAGGUCCUAAUGUAGUUUACUUAUUGUAUAAUACUCAAACUGUACAGUAUUUCUCAAACUUCUCAUCCAUUAUUGGAUUUUUAAUUAUUUGACUGUUCUGUUUCUGAGUCAAAUUUACAUAAUAACUGCACCAGUAUUUCAUGCUUGGUACAAACUCUCUUCGCAUACACAACUGGGAUUCCUCUUCCAAUUUAUACUGUAUAGUGGUAUUAAAGAUAACCUCAUAGGCUGGAUAGUCAUCUCAUACUUGUUUGCUUCAGAAAUAGGUAAGUUUCUUAUGAGCCCUAGCUAGCUAGCUAAUGAACCAGGUGCUGUAUGGUUGUGAUUAGCUGUUUUGUUUCUAGUGCAUGUUUACUCUUUCGUUCUUAUCCCAGGUUGAAGAGAAAUAACACGUGUAUAACAGCGUACUUGGCUUGUAAGAGGUUCUCAAACACAACAAUAUUGGGUACAAAAGCCUAGAUAGAGAUUAUUAAUGAAAUAAUCAUGGCAACGUGGUCAACUGUCUUCAUCUGACAUGAUGCUUUAAAGAUCUAAUUUUCAAAGUUCCACACGGUCUUUACAUCAGAGGGAACAAGUAAGGGCCUGUAAUCUGUUGAUUAGACAGUGCCUGAGACUUUAUUGCUCUUGUAGAAUUAAUCAGGAACAAAUCUAAAUGACAGCCACCGUUUGGCAGAUAAUGUCAAUCUAUGCCCAGCCAUUUAAAACCUAAGAAAAAAAAUUGCAGGUAUUUUGUAUUGAUACUUCUGCAUGACUGUAAGUACUGGUCGCUAAGUCUGUAGUGUAAAACUGUAAUGAGAAGUUAGAUUCCUCUUGUAUUGUUUGUAUUAUUAGUUUGGUGGUACUCAACUGGCAAUUAACGAUCGUGGAGUCAGCACUGAUGACCGCUCCUUAGGUACUUCUCUGCCUCAGGUACUGUACAUCCAUGGGUAACUGUCCCAUGUUACCUGAUCUCCGCAGAGGUGCUGAGUUUGUGCCUCAGUACUUUGGCAGCUUUUCUUCAUCCUCUCUGCAAACUUAAAAGUGGAAGAGGAUUCAAAUAUUGUCUACCUUUUAGCAAUCUGUAGCAUGUAAGGGAUGAAACGCUUCCCUUGCCAGCAUUUAAAAAGUAAGAGAGUGAGAAAUAGCCUCCUUUCUCUCAGUUAACUGUCAAAGAAGUUACUGCACAGUCCCUCUCAGCAGCCAGAGAGGAGGGAAGCUUUUGUGAUGACACCUCAUAAUGUAUCAUAUAUGUCACUUAAUUCUCUGAAUGUAGCAAUUUCCAGAUUUUACAUUAUGUGUUAUAUUAUUUGGUGACUGGCUGUCCACCUGCAACAGUUGAGUUCCACUUGGCUGGGUUGAUUUCCAACAUCAGAUUAUUUUUUUUCUUUUUUUUUUUUUCUUUCUCCCCCCAAACCUGUCUGCUUAAAGUUAUACCCACGUUACAAACCACCUAAAAGAGCAGCUUCAGUAUUAAACCACUGUUUUGUCACCUCAGUUAGACGUUACUGUCUUCCAUGAUAUUUCAGUCAUAAAUGUAACAUGUUAUUUAUAAAACAUUAAUCCAUUAAAACUAAACCUAUUUUUCAAUAUUUAUGAUAGUCUAUGUACAUAAACUGUAUGUGUGUAUAUACUGUAAGUAUAAUGUAUAUAAUGUAGGUUUGGAACCCAGGAUUUAUGUAUAUAUUCCUCUCUCAUUACUAAUUGUUACAUCAUUUCAAGUCGUCAUUCAUGUUGUACAUCUGUAUAACAACUGUCAAAGGAAAGAUUCUUUUACAACAAAACAGAAUGCUUGCAAAAAUGGAAGAAACGCCUAAGGUGUGUAAGAAAACACUAAGAUAGUAUUUAUUACAAAUGUAUAUGUUGCAAUAAAAACAAGAGUCACUUGGGUCCAUAAAGAGCAUUGUUCAGGUUCACGUAUACUUUUCCUCUAAAAUUUACCAUGGAUGAUACAAUUUCCUGAAUGCAGCAACUUACCAACUUUUAUGAUCUAACGUAUUCGUUAGACCACCAAGUUCAGGCAUCCUGCGGUACCUCGCGUGUACAUAUGUAAAUACCCACUGUAUUGUUAGAGGCCAACACUAGCCACAGUUGUUGGCAGGGAGUGCAACACAGUUUCAAUGAAACAUUGUAUGUUUGUUUUAACUGAAAUAAAUAAAUAGAUAACCCUAAGAAA